AUGUCCGUCGCGGGAUUUAAGAAGCAAUUUUACAAAGCGAGCCAGAUGGUGAGUGAGAAGGUUGGAGGUGCAGAGGGAACCAAACUGGAUGAAGACUUCAAGGACCUCGAGAGGAAAGCAGAUGUUACCAGCAAAGCAGUCCUGGAAGUCAUCAAUAAAACAUCAGAGUACCUCCAGCCCAACCCGGCAACGAGAGCUAAGCUUUCCAUGCUCAAUACAAUGUCAAAGAUGCGCGGGCAGGUCAAUAGUCCGGGUUACCCCCAGCCUGAGGGCCUCCUGGGGGAGUGCAUGACUAAGUAUGGACGGGAUAUGGGCGAAGACACCAACUUUGGUGUGGCUCUAACAGAUAUUGGGGAAUCAAUGAAGAGGAUGGCCGAGGUCAAGGACUCUCUGGAUAUUGAUGUGAAGCAGAACUUUAUUGACCCACUGCAGGCAGUCGCUGAGAAGGAUAUCAAAGACAUUCAGUACCACCUGAAGAAGCUGGAGGGCCGCCGUCUAGACUAUGAUUAUAAAAAGAAACGUCAAGGUAAAAUCCCAGAAGAAGAGAUCAGGCAGGCCCUGGAGAAGUUCCAUGAAUCCAAAGAGAUGGCUGAAGGCUCCAUGCACAACCUGCUGGAAACAGAUGUGGAGCAGGUGAGUCAGCUGUCUUCUUUUGUGGAGUCUCUGCUGCAGUACCACAAACAGGCCUCGCAGGUCCUCGAGGAGCUUUCUGACAAACUGAGAGAAAGGGUGACUGACGCUCAGUCUCGUCCAAGGCGUGAAUACAUACCCAAACCCAGACCAGAAUAUGACUAUGGAGAGGAAAACUCUAACGGCGGAUACUCACCAGCUGCUACAACCCCUCAAACUUACUCUUCCGCCCCCCAAGCACAAUAUCCAGCUCCAUCCUUUCAAAGAACCUCCAUGAAGAGCAGACAGCCUGAGCCAUGCUGUAAAGCCCUGUAUGACUUUGACCCAGAGAACGAAGGUGAGCUGGGCUUCCACGAGGGCGACAUCAUCACCUUGAUCAAUCGAAUCGAUGAGAACUGGUUUGAAGGAUCGAUUCGCGGCAGAUCAGGAUUCUUCCCCAACAACUACGUUGAAGUGGUGGUGCCUCUGCAACACUGAAAACAGCAAGGCGAGGGGGGGGAACAGCAGGAUGGAGAGGAUGAAAAGUGGGGCAUGGUAGUGGAUUAUCAACUCUCAAUAACCAAAAUAUAUCUUUUCUUUAUUGUAAUUAAGGGAUAAACAUCUCAAAACAGGGACCUUAUUUUUACGUAGGAGUUAUUUGAGUAAAGCUCUUUUUUUUGUAGUAUGUCAGAUUCUGUCUAAAAAAACAAAACAGUAAGGACAGAGGGAUGUUCAGUGACGGUGUAACAAUUGGUUGCCUUUACCAUAUCCCAAGUAUUCAUUCUCUAUGCACCUGUGCACUUUGUACACUACACCAACAUUACCGGGACUGAUGAAGAAAGAUGUUGAGAGAAUGGCAUCUGUAACGACAUGUACAGCAGUAUCCACAAACACUAAGAAGUGCAACUACUUUAUUCUUGCAUUCUCAACCUAUUUUAUAUUCAUAAGAUUACAUUUCUUGUUCUAUAUUUUGCUCAUAUUGGUACUACACAAAUGCAUGUAUAUGCAUGCAUUCUUCCAAACACUAUUUUCCACACAUAGUUUUUGCGUCUGUGCCUUCAGGCUUUAGUUAUGUAAGUAAGUUAAAGUCAACCAGGAGGACAGGCGGCCUUCUGUCGAUGUCUGAUACGAUCCUUUACUGCCAUCUAGUGGUCCUAGAGAUCAUUCUUAGCUAUACGUCAUACAGCCUCUGUUAUCUUUUACCAAAUCCAAGUUUGGUGGCUUGUUUUAUGUUUUAGUGUUGAUUAUUUUUUCUUCAAAAUAUAUCUUAAAAACCUUCAAAAAUAGCUGGAGCCGGAGUCAGCCGGUAAUAUUGACUGACUGCUGUAUUAAAUGUCUUUUCAUUCUUACACCACUGCUGAUCAGAGAAACUUUGACAGUUUUACAAACAUUAGCAGUUUAUUUGAGACUAAAAUAAGUUGUUUUAUAGUUGAUUGUAAAGAGCUUGAGAGCAUCCAUAAAUAUGCUUAGUUUUAUAACCUUUAUCUCAAUCAUUUAUGCUACGUUGUCAAAUAUCUGAUUUACCUACAACCCUUCCAAUGUUUCUCACUGCACUCCACUCUUCUCUUAGAGCUGAGUCCCAGAGACUGCUGUUUGACAUUAAAAAGGAAACGUAUUUCUUACAGCCUCAUGCUGCAAAAUUAAGUUAAAUGAGAUGAUUGUAUGCAAACAUCAUGUUUUCACAUUCACUUCACAUUUUGGAGAAGAACAUCAGACAUUUGUUUCCAAUAAGUGCAACCCACAACAAUGUAACAUGACUCACCCCCACCCUGAACAUUUAGCAGCAUCACACCAAAGCCAUAAGCGUCCUUCAGUUCCUCUAUUUUCUCAGGCUGUAUUGAUACUGCUGGCAGUGUCGCUCACAAUAUUUUGUGGGCUUUUACCCAACUGUUUGUCAAUGAAUUUUCAGUCUGUGAUUUGUUUCCCCCAUAGUGCUGGGGUAAGCUUGGCUUUACUACUCUAACCUAUAAUUUGGAGCAUGAAAAUUAAUCUGAUGUGUUGUGUAUUGUUUUUGUUUUUUGAACCUGCCUCAGUUUUCAGGCUGAAUCUGUGCACCAGACCUGACAGAAAAUGCUCCAUAACUAUCGCCAAACUAUUGUGUACAGAAUUUAAUUAUAAUGAGGAAGGCCUGUGCACAAUAGCCGGUUUCAGUUUCAAUUAAGUCUUUGACAAGCUGACUAUGAACUGCGAGGGUUUGUGGUGUUCACUAAAGUAAAAACGUUCUCCUCUUGUCAUGAUCCCCUAGUUAGACCGCCCCCCGCCCCACUCAUCUCCCCCAUCUCUGUUUAAAGUGGGAGCGGAACAGACAGGUCUUUUCAUCAGGGAAGGGCACACAGCAGUGGAUUAUGCCCUCCCUCCCCCACUGGCCUUUAUUCACCACCUGCCCCUUUACCCCUACCCCCUUUCUCAUUAUCUGCCCCAGUCCAAUCCCAUUGUGCCUCUGGAGUCUCCUGGUCCACUCCUGGAAUAAGCUCCUCAUUGUUAUCAUAGUAUGUGCAUCUUAAAUGUUAUGUUUGAAUGUCUCCUAUGUUAUUCUUGUUAAGUAUCGGGCCAGGGUCUUCUGCUGUGCUGAGCAGUAACCGUGUGGUUCAGGUGUGGGUUUACAUCCCUCAUUACGCAAAAUCAAAAGCCCGGAGUUGAAGAGGGUCAGUGGUUCAGGUUGAGCUAUUAUGCAGCUUGUAUAAUGUUGAUGAUGAAUAAUGUUGUGGAACAAAGGGCUAAGAUCAAUUUUUCUGUGCCGCUGCUGUCACAUCUGGAAUAGUUGUCUGAAUGCUGCGGCUGACAUUUAUUGCAACACUACAUUCUGUGAUUGCUCGUAUUGCAUCCAUAACCAUAAGUGUCUCAAUUUGCAAUAUUGAUGAAUUAAGUAUUAUUGGACUUUAAAGCUUUAUUUUAUUGUGCACAAUCUUAAUGGGAUAUUGUUAACAUGUACCUGCUUUGCAUGUGUCUUCAUUACAGUUUAUGUGUCUUAUGCAAUGCCUUACUUUUGUAACUGUGACGAUGGGGGGGAGAAUAAAAGUGGGAUUAUCCUGGAUUAUCUUUAGGAUGUAUAGAUUACCUCUAUACUAAAUGUAAUCUUCUGUGUAUUGUAUAUUUUUGUUACUGUGUAAAGGGAAAUGGAUGCUCUACAUUUGCUUCUUCAAAUAAAUAUUAAGUAAUUUGG
Messenger RNA from Cottoperca gobio, 3772 nucleotides. RefSeq names its product endophilin-A2-like. Bases 1 to 1107 code for a protein of 368 amino acids. Gene Ontology annotation, biological process: synaptic vesicle uncoating. The transcript has 9 exons. The record is from RefSeq and is a predicted model, not a curated record. Gene Ontology annotation, molecular function: protein binding. Lineage: Eukaryota; Metazoa; Chordata; Actinopteri; Perciformes; Bovichtidae. Gene Ontology annotation, cellular component: glutamatergic synapse; cytoplasm; presynapse.